AUGCUCUUCUCCUCAACUCUCGUCUCGCUCCGCAGUGACACGAGGUGUGCGACGCAAGCCCCCAAAAGCGUCCACCGUUCUCCCCCCCCUCCGCCGAGAAUGAUGACAAAGUGGCCCCCAAAAGAGCUCGGGAAGCACAGAGGCGUCCGCUCUGUUGGCUCAGUUCACCGUAUUUCCCACGUGGUGUUUGGCAAGGGGCCGGCCGACGGGCAACAACCCACCCCUGACGAUCACACCACACCUUGGACACCUUCGAACAGGGAUCUCUUCGAGCGAGCGAGCGAGCCGCUGAUGUGUACUGCCUGCAAGCUUCUUGCUCAUCAGGCUUUCAGCAGAGACGGGGUGCGAAUCACAGAUAGUUCGCGAGCCAAGAACGCACAGUCGAAGCCUGAUUGA
This is a messenger RNA of Colletotrichum tamarilloi, 396 nucleotides long. RefSeq lists its product as uncharacterized. The record is from RefSeq and is a predicted model, not a curated record. The transcript has 2 exons. Bases 1 to 396 code for a protein of 131 amino acids. NCBI's taxonomy places the organism in Eukaryota, Fungi, Ascomycota, Sordariomycetes, Glomerellales, Glomerellaceae.